This is a messenger RNA of Ectocarpus sp. CCAP 1310/34, 1904 nucleotides long. The record is from the annotation of a GenBank genome assembly. NCBI's taxonomy places the organism in Eukaryota, Phaeophyceae, Ectocarpales, Ectocarpaceae.
UACUCGAGCUCCGCUGAAGGUGCUUCCCCGCGUGUUUCCAGUUGCUUGCUGGCCCUUGAACCAUGCAGAGCGAUGACGUGAUCUGGCAAGUGGUCAACUACCAGUUCUGCUCUUUCAAGAGCAAGAUCGCGAAGGAGCAGACGUUCUGCAGGAACGAGUACAACGUGACCGGGCUCUGCAACAAGAGCUCGUGCCCCCUGGCCAACUCUCGGUACGCCACCAUCCGAGAGCACGAUGGCGUGUGCUACCUGUACAUCAAGACCAUCGAGCGCGCACACACGCCCAAGAACCUUUGGGAGAAGAUUAAGCUGUCCCGCAACUACGGCAAGGCGUUGGAGCGUGUUUCUCGAGAGCUGGAGUUCUUCCCGAAGCACUUGCAGCAUAGGAGCAAGCAGCGCCUGACCAAGAUCCACCAGUACCUCAUCAGGAUGCGCAAGCUUAAACUCAAGGCCAAGCCGAAGCUCGUCACCAUCAACCCCAAGGUGGAGAAACGCGAGAAGAUGAGAGAGAAGAAGGCAUUGGUGGCGGCUAAGCUAGAGCGUUCAAUCGAGGGGGAACUGCUGGAGCGGCUGAAGAAGGGUACCUACGGCGACAUUUACAACUUCCCGGAGGUCCAGUACGAAAAGGCGCUGACGGAGGCGGAGGACGAGUAUGCGGAGCGAAACCCAGAGGCGAUGGAGGAAGAGGAGGAGGAAGAGGAGCAGGAGGGAGAGGUGGAGUAUGUGGAGGACCUCGAGGAGGACGAGAGUGAUAUCGAAGACACGGCGGAGUGGGGGGGCUCAUUCUGGGGGGCACCGGGAUCGGCGGGCGGCCCGCAGGCGGCAAGAGGCGGGGAUAGCGAUAGCGACGAAGACGAUGACGAGGAGCAGCAGGAGGGUGGUGGUGUCGGGAAGGGCAAACGAAAGGCGAGGAGCGGCAAAGGAGAGAGGGGUGGCGAGGGUGGUGACGGACCGAAGCGACGAAGCGGGGCUACAGGCGGCGCAACCACGAAAAAGGCGAAACGGCAACCGAAGGCGAAACCGUCGCGCCCGUACGUGGAAGUGGAGUACGAGGAGGAGACGGAAGCGGCUGCUUCGGAGAGCAUGUCUUACAACUGGUAGUUGCUUGCUCGCCGCUGCCUUGUGGUUGGUAUCGUAUCCGUACCAUGGGUAGAUUUUGUUGCAACCGUAGCUUGGGGUCGUUGGUUUGCAAGUGCCGUAUUCAUGGUGCCCCGUCAUGCUCUAGGUUAAGCGGUAGUCGUUGUUGAAUCGGGCUCUGGAGAGGUUCCCUUGCAAGAGAGGAUGGGACGGCCGGGCGGGAGGGUCGGAUUGACUGCCAUUCUGGCUUAUGGAAGAGAGCGAGUUGGUUCAGUAUAAGUAUGAGCAAACCAGGGUGAGUGACUCUGGAAGGGCAUGGUAGGUGCUAUGGGUGUUUUGUGGUACUCCCUGUGGUGCGGGCAGUGCUUCUAUGCGCAAGCCGUUGAAAGCGUGACAGCGUAUGCUAGCGCUUGGGUCCAGCUCCAUGCAGCGCCGAUAAUGUACGUAAGAUAUGUCAGGCUUUGAUCGCAGUCUGGAAGAGUCGUUGGCGGGACCCCCAAUAUUCGGUGGACAUCGUUGUUGUGGGUUCUCCUCUCGUCCUUUGAACUUAACCCGUGUGUGGAAUUAAGUGUGAAGCGCGUCGCGCCCGGGCUGUUCUGGCUGUCGCUUUGCGGUCGGCUCGGGGAAGACAUUAUGCAUCUUCAUCCGUUCGUUCCCUUAAAGAGCUGAAACACAAAGAUCAGUGCCACUUUUGCUCGGAUGGCACGUGCGACCCCAUAGAAUUUUUCCGUACAAGCCGCGUUGUUUUCAUGGCAUAAUGCAAGAGGGGUGACGCUAGUGUUGCGAAAGGCUCACCUUGGUGCUAACGACGUGUUCUUGGUGCUAACA